Molecule: messenger RNA, 759 nt
Organism: Volvox carteri f. nagariensis
Lineage: Eukaryota; Viridiplantae; Chlorophyta; Chlorophyceae; Chlamydomonadales; Volvocaceae
Exons: 4
Biological process (GO): base-excision repair; base-excision repair, AP site formation via deaminated base removal
Cellular component (GO): mitochondrion; nucleus
Molecular function (GO): uracil DNA N-glycosylase activity
Source: RefSeq, a predicted model, not a curated record
GCCAACCGCAACCGUGCACUGGCACGUCGUGUCCUGGCGGAGUCCUCGGCUCCAGGGGGCCCCAAGCUGCAGCUCUCAGCGCUGCUGGUCGAGCCGGGAUGGAGGAGCGCCCUCGCGGGGGAGCUGGCGGGAGCCAACCUCCGGCAGCUAGACUCGUUCCUGGGGGCCGAGUGGGCACCGGGCAGGAAGCCGGUCUUCCCGCCGAAGGAUUGCAUCUUUCAGGCCUUCAACGCCUGCCCGUUUUACCAGGUUCGUGUGGUGAUCCUGGGUCAGGACCCCUACCACGGCCCGGGCCAGGCUAUGGGCCUGGCCUUCAGCGUGCCCCGGGAUGUGCGGCCCCUGCCGCCCUCCCUCGUCAACAUCUACAAGGAGGCGGCCGCGGACCUGGGCUGGGGGGACCGCCCGGCGCACGGAGACCUGUCCGCGUGGAGUGUGCAGGGUGUACUGCUGCUCAACACGUGCCUGACCGUACGACAAGGCGAGGCCAACAGUCACGCCAAACGCGGCUGGGAGCAGUUCACGGACGCCGCCAUCAGGGCGCUAAGCGAGCGCCGCAGCGGUAUCGUCUUCCUGUUGUGGGGCAACCCCGCCCAGGCCAAAGCGAGCCUGGUGAACACUCGCAAGCACCACGUGCUGAAGGCGGCCCAUCCGAGUCCCCUCUCCGCCUCCCGAGGCUUCUUCGGAUGCCGUCACUUCUCCGAGACCAACAAGCUGUUGACGAGCCAGUCAUUGGAACCCAUCCAGUGGAGGCCGUCGUGA